GAGGACGCGCCGAGCGCCGGGUGUCGGCCCAGGGUGGGCGAUAGGGAAAAACUAACGCAGCUUUAGACGCUGCGGGGAGAGCACCAUCCCUUUCCCAGACUCCGGCCCAGUUUCUGAGAUCUCCGCAGCAGUCUCUGAGGCCGCCCCCAGAAAGCGUCAGGAUGGCGGAGGAAAAAAACGAAAAACUAGUAUUGGAAGAAACGGCAUUUGAAGAAAUUGAAAGAGAUUUUCAGCAGGUUCUUAGUGAACUUUCAGGAGACAAAAGUCUGGAAAAGUUUAGGAUUGAAUAUGAGAAGCUUCAUACUGUCAUGAAGAAGUCUUACGACAACGAAAAACGUCUGAUGGCAAAAUGCAGAGAGUUAAAUGCGGAGAUCGUGGUCAAUUCCGCGAAGGUCGCCACUGCCCUGAAGCUUUCUCAGGAUGAUCAGACCACCAUCGCCUCCCUGAAGAAGGAAAUCGAGAAGGCCUGGAAGAUGGUGGACACAGCCUAUGAUAAGGAGCAGAAGGCAAAGGAGACGAUUCUUGCCCUGAAAGAGGAAAUAGUAAAUCUGACCAAACUAGUCGAGCAAGGAUCUGGACUGACCAUGGACCAGGAUAGCAAUAUCCGAGAUUUACUGAAGUUCAAAGAAGAAGUGACAAAGGAGAGAGACCAGCUCUUGUCAGAAGUGGUGAAGUUACGAGAGUCCUUAGCUCAGACCACUGAGCAGCAGCAGGAAACAGAGCGCUCCAAGGAAGAGGCAGAGCAGGCCAUCAGUCAGUUCCAACAAGAAAUCCAGCUACGACAGAAUGAAGCUUCGCGGGAGUCUAGGAAGAAGGAAAAAUUGGAGAAAGAACUCAGGCAGAUUCAGGUGGACAUGGAUAGCAGGCAGACAGAAAUUCGGGCCCUGCAGCAGUACAUGCAAAAGAGCAAGGAGGAGCUUCAGAAGCUGGAGCAACAACUGAAGGAGCAGAAGAUUUUGAAUGAGAGAGCUGCAAAGGAACUUGAGCAGUUUCAAAUGAGAAAUUCCAAACUUCAGCAAGAGAAUGAACAGCACAGUUUGGUUUGCGAGCAGCUAUCCCAGGAAAACCAGCAGAAGGCACUGGAGCUCAAAGCCAAAGAGGAAGAAGUUCAUCAGAUGCGCCUUGACAUCGGGAAGCUCAACAAAAUCAGAGAACAAAUACAUAAGAAGUUGCGCCAGCUGGAAGAUCAAAAGGCAGAAGUGGAACAGCACAAAGAAACCCUAAAAAAUCAAAUCUUGGGACUAGAGAGAGAGGUGGAGGCUUCAAAAAAGCAAGCAGAACUUGAUAAGAAGGCAAUGGAUGAGCUCCUGAGAGAAAGGGACAUACUAAACAAGAACAUGCUUAAGGCGGUCAAUGCGACCCAGAAACAGAUAGACCUGGUAAAGCUCCAUGAACAAGCCAAGAGGAAUCUGGAGGAAGAAAUCCAGAACUACAAGAAUGAGGCUCAGAAGCAGAGGAAGAUUAUCUUUCAGCUGGAAAAGGAGCGUGAUCGGUACAUUAAUGAAGCCAGUGACCUCACCCAAAAAGUUCUCAUGAACAUGGAAGACAUCAAAGUCCGUGAAAUGCAGAUUUUUGACUACAGGAAAAGAAUAGCUGAGUCAGAGACUAAGUUAAAACAGCAACAGAACCUGUAUGAAGCUGUGAGAUCAGACAGGAAUCUAUACAGCAAAAAUCUGGUUGAGGCUCAGGAUGAGAUAACAGAAAUGAAGCGAAAGUUAAAGAUUAUGACCCAUCAGGUCGAUCAGCUGAAAGAAGAAAUCUCUGCUAAAGAGUCAGCCCUUGUGAAGCUGCAUCUCGAACACCAGCGGAUAGAAAAGGAAAAGGAAACGCUGAAGGCUGAGCUGCAGAAGCUGAGACAACAAGCCCUGGAGACAAAGCACUUCAUUGAAAAGCAAGAAGCUGAAGAGAGAAAACUCCUGCGUAUUAUUGCUGAAGCUGAUGGGGAGAGGUUGAGACAGAAGAAGGAAUUAGACCAGGUGAUCAGCGAGAGAGAUAUCCUGGGGUCUCAACUUAUUCGGCGCAAUGACGAAUUAGCUUUGCUCUACGAGAAAAUCAAGAUCCAACAGUCUGUGCUGAAUAAGGGCGAGAGCCAGUACAAUCAGAGGGUGGAGGAUAUGAGAAUCCUCAAGCUGGAGAUCAAGAAGCUCCGCCGUGAGAAGGGGAUUCUUGCCAGGAGUGUGGCCAAUGUCGAUGAACUCAGGCAGGAGCUUUUUCACAUGCAAAGAGAAUUCUUGAAGGAGCGAACAAGGUGCCGAGCCCUGGAGGAGGAACUGGAGAACCCCAUGAAUGUGCACAGAUGGCGGAAGCUGGAGGCCAGCGAUCCCAGUUCCUUUGAGCUGAUACAGAAGAUCCACACCCUGCAGAAGCGUCUCAUCAGCAAGACUGAAGAAGUGGUUGAGAAAGAGCUGCUCCUUCAGGAAAAGGAGAAGCUGUAUGUGGAACUUAAGCACAUCUUGGCCCGGCAGCCUGGACCUGAGGCUGCAGAACAACUCCAGAUCUACCGACACACACUGCAGGAGAAGACCAAGCAGCUUAAAGUUUUGUCUGCUGAAUUGAAUAUGUAUGAAUCACAGAGCAGAGAGUAUAAGUAUGAAGUCGAGAAACUUACCAGUGAAUUGAUGAACUUAAAGAAGAAAUACCUUGCUCAGAAACGUAAAGAACAAAUUCAGAAAAACAAGGACAGAGUAACCAUAGAAAACACCUUCUCAGUGGCCAAACCAAAUGUACCUCGUUUUGCUGGGGGUGGAUUUCCCCUCAACAAGUCAUCCAAGGUGGAAUCCUAACUUGAAGCUGCUGGCCAGGUCCAAUCGAACAUCUCAUGAACUUCACUCAGGACUUUUGGGAAGAAUCUCAUUCAAAUAUUUUGUACCACAGAAUCAGGUGCUCAGUGUCCAGGAUGGAAAGAAAUGCAUAAUUAUCAUAGUCAUGGCCAUGUAAGAGUUUCACCUGGUCCACAUGGAUAGUAACAGAUUGUAAUUCUAUCUGUUCAAUUAGGCUGACCCAUUGCACGAAGCAGAUCAUUAGUUACUACUACAUUGAUUAAUUUGAAAUGCACCGGAUUUAGACAUUCCAUAUGGAUGAAGCCUUGCAUCUUAAUUUCUCUGUUCUAGACAAUGGUGCACUAAUGGUUUUAUAUUUGAAAAUAUUUUUGAAAUGCAGUGCAUCCCUUUUCGCCUAAUUAAUAAGAAUCUAUUUUAAUUAUUCCUCAUUAACAAGUCAUUGCACAAAAUGAGAGAGAAGGACAAGUCUUCAAGUAUUUAAGAAGUAUUUUGAGACUAAUUUCUAUGUGGAGUUUCUUUUCAGGCCUGGAAUAGGAAAAUCUAUU
Molecule: messenger RNA, 3325 nt
Organism: Tupaia belangeri chinensis (Chinese tree shrew)
Lineage: Eukaryota; Metazoa; Chordata; Mammalia; Scandentia; Tupaiidae
Gene: CFAP58
Product: cilia and flagella associated protein 58
Exons: 18
Coding region: 162-2783 (873 amino acids)
Cellular component (GO): cytoskeleton
Source: RefSeq, a predicted model, not a curated record